ACUGCAUGCCUUAUAUGUAUAAAUAAUCUAGAUAUCUAGACUGAGUUGAAUUGUGCUUGCAGUGCUAUAUAGCAUCAUAAUUAGUAUAAUCUAAUACCAUGGCCAAAUUGAACAUAGGUUAUGAAGCUCUUGUUAGCUGUCAUGAAAAGCUGGUCUCUGAAAUUGCUCAGGACCCUGAGCAAAUGGCUAUCACAUUAUUCCAGCAUCGCUUCAUAUUCGAAGAUACAAAAGCUAAAAUCAAUGAGCUAGACAGAACCAGAAGAUAUAAAGCGAUAUUGCUAGUGGACGACAUUGAAAACAAAGUCAAGUGUUAUCCAGAGUUCUAUGAAAAAUUCCUGUUCAUUCUCGGUGAAAACAAUUACAAAUGGCUGUAUUGUGACCUUUUGAAGUUACUUCAAGAGGAGUAUGAAAAGAUUGAACACAAGUCUAAAGACGGAUACGAGAGCUAUCCAUUGAGCCUGCUACAACCAUUCCCUAUACCAUCACGGAUUGCAAUGGCUGAUGAAACUGAUUUAGACAUUCUUGAGUUACCUACCAUGGACGAUGGAGAUGGAGGGACACUACCUGAUCCAUUAGAGCACCCUCCUGAUGACACUGAAGUGGGAGCAGACCUCAGAGUAGCUGCAACACAUCGACAGAAAGCACCUACUGUUGAUUCAUUUGAAGGAUGAUUGCUACAAGCCUUCCAAAGUGGAGAGUUUGAACAAGUCAUUGAGCUUCUAUCCCAGGCUGAAAGUCAGUCCAUUGAUCUGAGAGGCGUGUCUGAUGCAGACGGAAAAACUCUUCUUCACCUUGCUUGUCGCGAAUACUGGGUGAACUCAUACCAAAUUGUGUGCAGCCUUGUUGAUAAACACCAUUGCGAUGUUGCAGCAGUGGAUGAAGAUGGGAACACACCCCUUCAUGAGGCAUAUCAAUGCGGCAAUCUCCCAAUAGUAGCAUACUUACUUAGCUUACCGACUUGUAAUCCUGAUGCAAUCAACAAGUACGAGUACACUGUACUAAGAAUGGCCCUUGAGACAACUGACAAACCAACUGCGAGAGAUCUUCUAGCGACAGGACGAGUUGAUCCUAGAAAAGGUAGCUCACGCGGUCAUAGUUACUCAGAAUUGCUUGCAAUGAAUCAUCUUCAACCACAACCACAAGAUUACGAUGGCUCAGCUCUUCAAAUGGUGAUCCAGUUUGCAGAAUGCAUAGAGGGUAGCAAUCAUGUUCGCCAACCGUUCACUUCUUAUUGCUUGCGUGACACACUCCAUAAAAUCUUAAAGAAUCGUGACCAAAUUUCAAUCGGUGGAAUAGUAGAUCGCAUUAAGGAGAACAUGUUACCUCUUCCAGCAAACCCAGACGAGAUUCAUGCUUUGCUCAUUGAUAUUCAAAGAUUGUCUGACGAGUUUGACGUACAUGGGGAGUAUACUAAUGAAGUUCAAGUUCGUUAUAUGCCAUUAAACUAUGGAAGCUAUCCAGAGAGCCUGCUUCAACCAUUUCCUAUGCCAGCUUCGACUGUCACUGCUGAUGAACCUGAUUCAGCAGGAAUUCCUGGGUUCUCUACCGUGGACAACAGAGGUACACUAUCGAACCCAUUAGUGCACCCUCCUGAUUACGCUGAAGUAGUGGGAGUGAACCUCAGAGCAGCUGCAACAAGUCGACAGGAAGCACCUACUGGAGAGGAGUAUGUAUCUCGAAACUCGCUGUCAGCUGAUAGCACCAUUGAAGAUCAGGAAACACCUGACCACUACUCCUACGCAAGCGAUGAACUACCACCCUCACGUCGCCGUGCACUCACUCAGAGGCUGAGACGAGAUGAAACAAAGCCGAAGUAUAUUAAGUUUGGAAUUCUCUUUAUCAGUUUCUGUUGUGGGUUUGUUGUAUUCUUAAUUCUCGGAAUAUGCGGUGUAGUAUUGUAUGACGGCUAUUCAUUCAUCAGUACUACCAGUGUGGUGCAAAUUGAUCGGCAAUCCGUACCACUGAUUGUAAUUCAUGACUUACCAACUGAUUUAGUUCGGCUCACAGAGUUUGGAACAGACUUUGUUCCCAUUAGCUUCUAUACAUUGAGGGAUUGCUCUUCUAAUGAUUCAUUCAUAAACGUUGAGAUCAAUGAGACGAUAACUGUAAACUUUAGCUCUCCGACUGACAAAAGCAAGCCUGUUACUGAGUUGUAUCUGGCGAGAAACACUACAGUUACUGUAGCUAUCACCACUGUUGUCCUCUCAAACUAUGAAACUAAUCAUUGUGUUGCAUUUCUCUUUGUUUUUGACAACUUUGACAAGUUCUUAAGCUUCACUUCAAGCUCAUUUUUAGUCAAAGAAUUCUAUUACAAAGAAUGUAUUGUUAAUGAACAAUUACAGAAUAUGAAUAUAACUUUCGACAAACCAUCGUACUACUAUAUCGGUGUGUACACGGACAUUCCCACUGAAGCUACUACUUUCUCUUUACACUUUGUUGGAACGUAUCUUCAAUACGACAUUUCUAAUAAAGAUGCUGUCUGCACUAUAGACUCUCGUGAUGAUUUAAAUUGUGAUUUUUUCCCGGAUUAUAACAACCAGCAAACCUGUAUUGUUGGUUUUGUUCCACCUAUAUCUACUGAUACACCAUCUGAAGUAACUGUAAGCUUUUACAUGUACGUUGGUAAAUACUGGGAGACAUCCAUAGAUUCAUCAUUUUUUACUCCUCUAGUUCUAUUUAUUAUGUUAUUUCUUGUGUUGGCUUAUUGCUUGUGUACACGUAAAACAGAAUAACUUUGCAUGUUGUUUCAUGGUCACGUUUUGUUUCUAAUCUGUAUUGACUGACAUUGAGUACAUGUAUUCCCAAAACAUUAAAGUAAUCUCUAAAUUGAAUUGUUUAUCUGUUCUCAAAA
Halichondria panicea is the source of this 2851-nucleotide messenger RNA. RefSeq lists its product as uncharacterized. The transcript is spliced from 8 exons. The record is from RefSeq and is a predicted model, not a curated record. NCBI's taxonomy places the organism in Eukaryota, Metazoa, Porifera, Demospongiae, Suberitida, Halichondriidae. Bases 1005 to 2732 code for a protein of 575 amino acids.